AUGGCCUUCAACUUCAACUGGUCGCCUUUGGCGGCCGACGCCUCGUUUUACGCUCGCGCCACCGACCUCUUGACGGCCGCGCUUAAUAAGUCGCCAAAGCCCCCAAUAAUAGUCGACGACAUCAUCGUCACAGAGCUCAACCUAGGCUCUGUGCCUCCGGACCUUGAGAUCCUCGAGAUUGGCGACCUUGCCGAGGACAGAUUCCGUGGCAUCUUCAAAAUGUGCUAUACUGGCGAUGCGCGAAUCACGCUCCGCACACGAGUUCAGGCAAACCCGUUGAACACGUAUCUAUCUGCCAAGCCGAGCUUCACCUCGCCGCAGCCCCUGGCAGCUGCUGAUGGUCUGACGAUACCUCUGUCCAUUACUUUAUCCGAGAUCAAGCUCUCUGCCUUCAUUAUCCUCGUCUUUUCGAAGCAGAAGGGUUUGACCAUUGUCUUUCGCAAUGAUCCUCUGGAGUCCCUCAAGGUCUCUUCGACCUUUGACUCGAUUCAGUUUGUGCGAGACUAUCUCCAGAAGACUAUCGAGACCCAACUGCGCAACCUUAUGAUGGACGAGUUGCCUGCCAUCAUCCAUCGUCUGUCGUUGCAAUUAUGGUGUCCAGAUCAGAUGCCUCGUACGGAAGAGCAGUCCCUCAAGGACGGAUCUGAGGAGGAUGCUGAGGUUGAUGCUCUCGCCAAGCUACCACAGACACCUGUCAAUUCGACCGGUCAAGUCCUCGAUGCAAACCAGAUUGCGUCAUUGGCAUCCGACGGUGGUUCUGAGUUGCACUCGUUGUUCGAACAGAGAAACUUGCUGCGACUUGCAGCUCUUAGCGAAUCACAUCGCACUCUGUCUCUCUUUACACCGGGUAUCAGAAACACCAUGUUCAGGGCUUGGAUUGGGGCUACUGAGCGUCAGUCAACUGGCACCUCGACUCCGCUGGCUACGCCAAGCUUGGUGCGCAUGCAGUCGUUGGCUGGGUCGUCCACAACGUACACUUUUACGGACACGAGUAGUGUUGGCGACGGAAACCUGCCCUCAAGACCAUCGCUGGUUAGUUUGCACUCCGCAACGGCUGGUCUUUCGUUGGGCGGAGCUCGCAAUCUGCGGACUAGGAAGAAGAAGACGCGGGUUGUCAACCUCCGGAAACAGCCGGCUAGCGAGACGACGAGCGAGGCGGGUGAUAUGGCGACCAAUUCGGACUCGGCGUCAGUCGCGGGCCCGAGUUCCGAACCACUCAUGCCCGCUUCGAUUCCCGAAGAGGACGAAGAUGUCGUGCAAACACAAUCCCAGACGCAGCAGCGAGCCAGAAGCAAGGUUCGCUUCCAUUCGGAGAAGGAGCUUCCUCGUCGUCCACCGCUCAACAUGGACAUCUACCAGGAGCCUGCUGUAAGCCCAACGGCCUCGGUACAGGCCACCUCGAAAGCAUCAGAGGCAGUGAUGGCGCGCCAAGCCAAGGCGUGGGAAGCUGCUGCCAAUGCCAAAAUGGUUUCGGGUCGGCACAAGCCGGCGGGCUCCGAGUCAUCCGUCAUUCUUGAACAAGCAUGGAUCAUGAAAAUGGCGGGCGAGAUUGCACGUCGAGUCUACGACGAGAAGCAGCGCCAUGGGGGUGAUCCAUGGGCCGACCGCGAGGAUGCGCCCCCUCCUGCCUAUGAGGCCACACAAUGA
Molecule: messenger RNA, 1647 nt
Organism: Microdochium trichocladiopsis
Lineage: Eukaryota; Fungi; Ascomycota; Sordariomycetes; Xylariales; Microdochiaceae
Exons: 2
Coding region: 1-1647 (548 amino acids)
Biological process (GO): phospholipid transport; mitochondrion organization
Cellular component (GO): ERMES complex
Molecular function (GO): lipid binding
Source: RefSeq, a predicted model, not a curated record